UAUCGGCCACCGUACACUCUUGGUCCCGUCUUCUCGCGAGGUUUUCCCCCUCGUAAAAAAAAGGCAGUCCCCUGGUCCUACGAUGCUAACAGCCUAUUAGCUGUAUGUAGUAGCUGUUUUCAGCUUGUUUAAAUGGAGGAGACAAACACCGACUGUUGUUAAGAAGGAAGUUGUUUUUCCAUGGAGAUCUGGAGCCGAACUCUUCAGACGCCCUCCAUGAAGAUGUAGUCAGGAAAGAAGAGAGGUCAUUAUCCCAGACAUCGUCAGUGACGCGUCGCCUCCUCCUCUCCUCCGCUCUCUCCACUCUGGAGGAUUCAAACCCUCACCCAGGGCUGCCCGGCGCGUCCUCGCUCAGUCCGUCCCCGGUCCUCGCCACUCUCAGCCAUGCUCUUCUCUCUGAGGGAACUCGUCCAGUGGCUGGGCUUCGCCACCUUUGAACUCUUCCUGCACCUGCUGGCGCUGCUGGUCUUCAGCAUGCUCGUGGCCCUGCGCGCCGACAUGCUGACGCCGACGCUGAGCUGGUGGCUCGUCUUUGUGCCGCUGUUCGCCGCCGACGGCCUCAGCACGUACUUCACGGCCAUCGUGUCCAUCCGGCUGUACCAGGAGAACGAGAAGCGUGUGGCGGUGCUGCGGCUGGUGUGGGUGCUGACGGUGCUCAGCCUGAAGUUGGUGUGCGAGGUGCUGCUGUGUCAGAAGCUGGCGGAGCAGGAGCAGGCCAGGGACCUGUGGUUCGGCCUCAUCGUGUCGCCGCUCUUCAUCCUGCUGCAGCUGCUCAUGAUACGAGCGUGUCGCGUCAACUGAGGCGCGCUCAGAGGACAGCCUGAGAUCUAAAGCAUUACGUCGUCAUUUUUUGUUUGUGUUGCACCUUAAAAGUGAACAUCAGUUCAUGUGUUUCAAUGUUAACAGGUUUGUGUUUCACGACUUUACGUUGCUCUCUUAAAGGUACAGUAGGCAGGAUUUAGUUUUUUUGCAUUAUUAUAAUAACACUUCUGCACCUGCUGCAAACUGAACUUUUCCACGCACGAUCUUUUUCCUUUUUGACAAUGAAGAGAUUGGUUCACUUCAUCUGGCACAAACCAAACAAUUGAUUGUGAUUCCAAAAUAUUAAUAUUUAACAAUCUGCAGAUGAAACUUAACAAUUUACUCUCUCAUUAGUGAUCCUGCGUACUGCAGCUUUUAGUUACACGGUGUUUUUCUCAUAAAGACGCAGAUAAUUUGUAUAAAUUGACGUUUAAUAUCCCUCAUUUCAUUACUCAUACAUCACACUCGGAUGAAAACGCUGCAUUUUCCCAAUUUCUCAACGUUGUCGAGCACGAAGCCAGUUUUCAUUUUGGGAAAAAAGAAGAAAUGCUUUUCUGCUUUUUCCUGCGCAGAAUCCUCAACCUCAGCCUCUGCCCAGCACCUUUGGGACGACGUGGGAAACUAAAUCCAGGCCAGAACUUUUCACCCAGCUCCAAUGAUGAUGCUCCUGUGGUUGAAACCCGAGCAGCCGAGCAGCCUUGUGUUUUUUUUCCCUGUGAGCAGGAAACGAGAAUAAUAAUAGAACAAUAACAGAAAGAGGAUGAUAAUGCAACACGAAACCAGAAAAGCCUGUCUCUGCUCUGAGCGUAGAAAGUUGUUUUAAAAAGAUGUUAUAAUAAAGGGAUAGUUCAGGAAGGACUUAACUUAGAGAUAUAUGCCAUCUCACAUCUAUGAUAGCUUAAGAAUGUGUUCACUGCUUUAUAUCAACUAGUUAGUCCACCUUUUCUUACAGGAAGUGUAUCGUCAGUUUAUUCCCGCGCACCAAACUCCAUAGAGAAAAUAGUCGUUUUUAGCUCACACAGACACAGGAGCUGCCGGUCGACUGCUGCCUCGUGUGGUCAGUUUGUGUCACUGAGGUGAAUCCGGAACAAUGAAUUUCAAUCACACACAUUCUAUAUUAUCAUAUUUACACUUGAUUAUUGAAGCAGUGGUGGAUCAACAGCUCCUGUGUGCUGUGAUGUUAAAUCACUAAUUUUCGUAUGGACUUUGGUGCAGGGGAGAGACGGCGGUUUAGAUUGCAACAAAAACUCAGUUUCCAGUCUGAAAAUGAGAUAAAUUAGUUAAUAUACUCUUUUAAGAUAUUAUGGACUUAAAAUGAUUGAGUUUCAAUGAGGUGUGGCUUUUAUUAAGUGGCUAAAAUCAGAUUAUUGUGGGAUUAGCGUCCAUGUUCUCACUGGUUCCUGAACUAUUCCCUUUUUUAAGAAUACAAAGAUGUCACAGUUUUCAGUGUGUGUUUGGACCAUGACCACAAUGGCGUUUAAGGUCAACGGUGAGACACGAGGGGACAUUUAUAGCGGCACUUGUACUGAAGCCAAUUCUAACGGGAGACGGAGCUGGAGGAAGCGCUGCAGCAUGUUUUUGUUUGUUUUCCCAGAAGUCGACUGCCAGGAAAAAAAGAGUUUUAUAAAUGAAUUAUCUUACGUGUCACUUUGUUGCCUGUCAGCUGACGUGUUUCUCGUGCAUCGUACUCCAAAAAAAAAAAAACUACCUAGUUUUCCAGCUCCAUGUCGCUGGUCCUGAGACUUCAGCUAAGAACUGAAUGUGAUUACCAACACGUCUUCCCGGAUUUCUUUGCUGUUUUUUUGUACUGUAUGUCAUGUUUCUGAUCCACCUCGUCUAUAUACAGUCUGUACUUUUGUAUUAUAGUAUGUUUGUGUGUGUGCCUCGUUUCAGGGUAAUAAUUAUUCUGUGUGAUUAUAUAUAUAUUUUGAUUUAUGGAGAAGAAAACUUUAAACGGCAUAUUAUUUAUGUUCUUCUUGUGGCACCGUUAGUGUUGUCUGUAUAUAUGUGUAAAUAAAUCAUCAACGUUUUA
This is a messenger RNA of Solea senegalensis (Senegalese sole), 2833 nucleotides long. It is a transcript of the gene tmem203, whose product is annotated as transmembrane protein 203. The record is from RefSeq and is a predicted model, not a curated record. NCBI's taxonomy places the organism in Eukaryota, Metazoa, Chordata, Actinopteri, Pleuronectiformes, Soleidae. Gene Ontology annotation, biological process: intracellular calcium ion homeostasis. Bases 385 to 801 code for a protein of 138 amino acids. Gene Ontology annotation, cellular component: endoplasmic reticulum. The transcript has 2 exons.